AAAGGUGAAUUUAUUCGCCAAUGUUUAUAGGUCGCCAAUUCUUGGCGAUGAUUCGUGAAGAGAUCUUGAAUGGCAACCCUAAUUGAGGUUACAAUAGAUCUCCAGCAAAGAAGGAAAAUGCUCCUGGAUGGGUAGACGAAACUACAGGGAAUGUACACAUCUUUGGCAGGAAAGAUUGGCUGUCAUUGGACGCUGUCGAUAGACGAAACGAUGAUACUAAAUUUAACUGUAAACAAUUCAUUGGCCCAGUGAUUGCUAUGGUUCAUAGAUCAAAGUUGGUACUAGAAAUAAAUUUCUUUUAUCUUUCUUAAGAUGUUAGAUUAAGAAAGCCGGAUAUAUUUUAAAAUUAAAGAAGAAACAAUAUGGAAUUAAAAGAGAAAUGGUGUGAUUGAGAUUCUUUAUUACUGCUUACAUACAAAUAUUGAUAAAAAAAAUUUAAAAACACAUUCUAAAUGCGAUUUUUCUGAAAUUCAUUAAAGACAAGUCAUGAUACAUACUUAAGUAAGCCAUGAGCAGCGUUACAGAAGCACUUGUUUGUUGUGAAUUCAUCUUAUUGUUGUGAUUUAUGUGAUAUUUAGAAGUUAGAACUUAUUAAAAGUUAGUAAAAUAGUAGUUCAUUAUAAGUGGAACAUAUGUGUUGUAAAAGAAAUUUAAAUUUUUCUUGUUGGUCAGCGGCUGUGAAUCAGGCAGUUAUGUUUACUUUUACUGUUUGUGUUGGGAUUAAAGAUGACGCUUAAAAGAUGCUGGAGAACAUUGGAGGAAAUGAACUAAAAUAAAGAAAUGAUGUUGUUUUUGGCUUGGAUUUGCCUAGGAUGCAUUCUACAAUCAAGAGCCCAACAUCCACCUCGGAUAACGGAGCAUCCAUCAGAUGUCCUGGUGCCAAAACAUGAGCCCGCCACCCUUAAUUGUAAAGCUGAAGGAAAACCAGAGCCAAGCAUCGAGUGGUUCCAUGAUGGUAAUAAAGUGCGGAACAAUGCCAACAGAAUGGUCUUGCCAAGUGGAUCACUCUUUUUCCUGCACGUACUUCAUACCAAAAGAGAGCAAGAUACUGGUACAUAUUGGUGUCUGGCAACAAAUGAUUUGGGAAAAGCUCGCAGUAGAAAUGCUACGCUUGAAGUUGCUGUUUUACAAAAAGAUUUUCGACAGAGUCCGAAGCCUGUGCAAGCUGCUAUGGGGGAAGCAGCCAUUUUGGAAUGUGUGCCCCCAAAAGGCCAUCCUGAUCCAACGGUCCGGUGGAGAAAAGAUGGAGAGUAUGUCAACACCAACAAGGGAAGGUUCCGGAUAGUGAGUCCGGGAAAUCUAGUUAUUAAUGAUGUCCGGCAAUCUGACGAGGGUCACUAUCGAUGUGUAGCUGAGAACCUAGCUGGAUUUCGAGAAUCAGUUCCAGCAGCCUUGACUGUUCAAGUGAAACCAUUCUUCGUUCGAGAACCUGAACAUGUGACAGUUUUGGCUGACGAAAACGUUCAAUUCGAAUGUAAAGUUGGAGGGGAUCCUUUACCGACCAUAACAUGGCGAAGACAAGAUGGUAAAAUGCCAGUAGGAAGAGCUCAAAUCCAGGAAGACACAAGUUUGCUUAUCAAGGAUGUUCUUCCAUCAGAUGAAGGAACUUAUAUAUGUGAAGCAGAAAAUCCUGUAGGAAUAAUAUCAGCCUCCGUCACCUUAACCGUUCAUUCCCGACCCAUUUUUCUCAAAACGCCUAAGGACCAGAGAGUUGGCUUGAACGGAAUUGCGAAGUUCGAAUGUUCUGCAACCGGCAACCCUCCUCCUUCGGUGUUUUGGUCGAAAGAAGGGAAUCAGGUUCUCAUGUUUCCCGGAUCGUAUGGUAGGUUUUCAGUGUCACGGGAAGGAACACUGAUGAUUUCAGGUGUCACAAAAGAGGAUAAGGGUUACUAUACAUGCUCAGUUGUCUCUGUUAUCCGAUCCACUUUUGCCAAAGCCUACUUGGAAGUGACAGCUAUGGGAGAUGUACCACCACCCAUAAUCCUCCUCGGCCCUGCCAAUCAAACUCUUCCAUUGAACACCGAAGUGAAGCUGCCGUGCGAAGCAUCCGGAAACCCGACUCCUUCAAUUCGAUGGUUAUUCAAUUCUGGACCUAUUCCAAACAACCCCCGAUUUAAAGUUCUCGAGUCUGGAACUUUAAAAAUCGAUGCCCUUCAGUCAACAGAUUCUGGCUUAUAUUCAUGCACUGCUUCAAGCGAGAGUGGUGAGACAUCAUGGAGUGCAUCUUUAUCAGUAGAAUCACCACGGAAUCCAAAUGUGAUAUUUCAUCGAGCCCCUGAUCCCUCGACUUUUCCAAAACCUCCUGGUCAGCCGAAUGCCCUCAAUGUCACUGAAACAUCGGUUACUUUGCACUGGCAAAGAAGCAAUAACAUGGGUGCUUCCCCACUCAUUGGAUAUAGAGUGGAAUACUAUAGUAGCGAUCUCCAAAGUGGUUGGGUUGUCAGUGCUCACCAUGUCGCCUCAGAAACUCAUGUAGUCCACAACUUGAGGCCAGAUACACACUACCAGUUCCUAGUGAGAGCCGAAAAUUCCCACGGUCUAAGUCUUCCCAGUCCUAGUAGCAAAGUCAUCAAAACCCAUGGUCUCCCCCCUCACAUGCUUCCUGACUAUGAUUUGGAAGAGGCACGGAUUCAACUGAGCAGCAUAGCUGUGGAACUUCAGGAUAUUCGAGCCAUUAGUUCAACGGCUGUGAAAUUGUUCUGGAAGGGAGCCGAGGAACACGUGGAGGGAUUUUAUAUUCGUUUUCGUGACCUCAGCUCAGGAUCACAGAAGUACAACAUGGUGACUGUUCUAAACGGCGGAGCUUCUUCCUACGUCCUAACUGAUCUCAGAAAAUACACCAAGUACGAGUUUUUCCUGGUUCCUUUUUACAAGAGUGUUGAAGGCCCACCGAGCAAUUCUCAAACGGCACAGACUUUGGAAGAUGUACCAUCUGCUCCCCCAGACAAUCUCCACGUUGAAAUUUUAGGAAUAACUAGUGCUGCCAUCUCAUGGUCUUCACCGCCACCACAACACAUCAAUGGCGGUUUGAAAGGAUAUCUGCUGCAGAUUUAUGACAACACAUCCAGUCUACACUCCAAUAUUACCACAAACAGCACAACUACAUCUGUGACAUUAAGGAAUCUCACAGCUGGUGUACUCUACAAAGCUAAAGCGGAGGCCUUUACGCAUGUUGGAAAAGGUCCGUCAACGUCACUUCUUAAUAUCCUUAUAGAUCCUCAUAUGAUUGGAGCCAUGGACAGUGGUUUGUCGAGGAGAUCAUCUUCCAUUCAUACUAUAGUACAACAACCAUGGUUCAUUGCUGUUCUAGGUAGCUUCAUUUUCAUUCUAUUAUCUGUCUUCCUCGUUGCCGUUUUCUUCAGGAGGAGACUUGCUUGGAAAAAGGCACUGGGUGUGCAAAUCAAUGUGCCUAUUCACAAAACAGAAGGAUUGAGGGAGGUAAAUUCUUGUGAGACAUUAUGGAUCAACCCAUCUCAUGCGAGCAACGCCAACAGCAUCAGUGAAUCCAAAUUACUAGAAAAACCAGAUUCUUCUAUGGAGCACAAUUAUUACAGCGUUUGUGCUCCUGAUUAUGCGGAAGUAGACACACAUAGUAUGGCUAUAUUUUACAAAAGAGAUUUACCUUGUGAUUUGGCGCCAUACGCAACAACAACGUUAAUCAACGCAGCCAAACAAACUACAGGAUCUACUCAUGAUAGCAAAAGCAGCAGUUCUGAAUUGAGUAAAAAGUCAGACCUCAGACUAACUGAAGAUGAUGUGUUUGAACAUUUCCUCAGUAAGGGACAACCAUGUAACUCUGUCAAUUAUUCUAAUGAAGAGUGUGGUUACCAAGGAAGGCAAAUGAAGAACAAAUUUCUUCCAGGGACAUCAAAAGCUUCUCCAGCAAUGAAUUGGGUAGAUUUCAUACCUCCUCCACCAGAAAAUCCUCCAAUUGAUCUCACCUCUAUUCCCGGAGUACCACCUGGAGGAAGAAAUUUGUCGCCUGUAAAGUGCGCCUACCAAGCCCAAAGUUAUCAAGGGAACUUCAACACGAAGCCUUUAAAUACCACUUCUCCGUGGAGCACGUUGGGACGAAACGUCGAUAAUGACGUUUGCAAUGGGAGCUCGAUCUUCGGAAUAAAGGGUCAUCCUGGACUCAUGCCCCAACGCACUUUACCCCAAGGAAUGGGAGGUGAGAGAGUGUUUCAAGGAUCUUUAACAUCUCUCCGGGGAGAUCAGUUUCCAGCAAUGGCCAGGAGAAUCAGCCAGAAUGGUGUCAUCACAAACACGGGUUUCCCUUUUCCUUUCUUCCUCAAAUCAAGUACUAGCGGAGGUGAUGUACAUCAGAUCUACACUGGCAUCGCUGCCCUGCAAGACCCAACACAGUCGGCAGAAAAUGGAGAAGAUAUUGAAUUAAACAAUCUUUACAUGCAUCGCACAAGCCUCACUGAUCAAGGAGUAGUUCCAACUGGCAACGCAUUUUUUGUUGAAGAUAAUCAAAAUGUUCGACCAUGCACGAAUGAAUACAGCAACAAUUUCUUCAUUGCAGAAUAUAACGCUGGUAGGGCACAGACAACGCUACGAAACCGAAGUUCAAGACCGCCCAGUUCUUACAGUAAUGAAGGUAAUAACACAGGAACAGUGCCUUCCAGAUCCGCUGCCCAAUCCAAACAAAAAUGGAAAGAAACUGAAGCGAAGGAGAAGACACCGAAUGAUGACAUUCCAUCGUACAACAAACCAAAUUUCCCAUCAUGUUCUAAUAGUACUUCAUCUCAAAGUCAAGGAAGGAGAAGAAGGGAACUAAAAGAGACUAUUAAUGAACUAUCUCCUCUCAAAAACUUUUCUAGUCUCACAGAGAAAUAUGGUGAAAAGUCAUCCCCCUCUGAAACAUCAGAAAAUAAAGAGCAACAAGAAGAAAAAAGAUGAAAAUAUAAAGAUCAAAAACGGAUUGAUGUAAAUGAGAGCCUAGGGCAUAUAUUCUUCUUUCUGUCUCUAAAAUAUAUAUCCUGCGCCAUUUUUCAUCUUCAAAACUGUAGCUCCCAGAACUCCUCCCAUCUGGUAUCCUGCAACCCACCGUGGUUAAGAAAGAAAAUAAUUUACAUAUCGAAGACAUGUCUAGUCAUUUGAAAUAUCGACAAAUAAAACUACAUUUCUCAUCAGAAGGGUUAUCCGACAUAUCAUAAACUGUACAUUUCUCAUUAAAUAAAUGUUUUAUUUUUGUGUGA
Molecule: messenger RNA, 5204 nt
Organism: Parasteatoda tepidariorum (common house spider)
Lineage: Eukaryota; Metazoa; Arthropoda; Arachnida; Araneae; Theridiidae
Product: protein sax-3
Biological process (GO): cell-cell adhesion
Molecular function (GO): protein binding
Source: RefSeq, a predicted model, not a curated record